UUUCACGAUUAAUGUCGGUUAGGUUAGUUAGGAAAAGCCCAAAUCCGAGUUCUCCGUAAGCGCAAAAUAUUCAGAGCCAAGUCAGGGCAGGUCGCGGAUCUGAUCCCAGCAUAGCACCCGCCAAAUCCCCAAUUCUCUCUCCGACAACGUUUCCUAUCUGAGCCCCCCUCGAUUCCCUCAUAAUCACGGAAUGUCGUCCACCUACAGAGAUCGGACGUCGGAGUUCCGUUCACUCUCGCAGACUCUGAAGAAGAUCGGAGGAGUCACAGUCGUUAAUCGAUCAGAAAACGACCCAUCUUCAUCGGAACCAUCUGUACCGGCCCCUUCUAGAUCCGAAUUCAACAAGAAGGCUUCGAGAAUUGGGUUGGGGAUCCACGAGACCUCUCAGAAGAUCGCCAGACUCGCCCAGCUGGCAAAAAGGUCAUCAAUGUUCGACGAUCCGAUCGUGGAAAUACAGGAAUUAACGGCUCUGAUAAAGAAUGAUAUAACGUCGCUGAACGUAGCUCUUUCAGAUUUACAGACUAUUCAAAACAUCGAAAUGGCAGACGGGAAUUAUUCCGACGACAGAGUCGUUCAUUCCACAGCUGUUUGUGAUGAUUUGAAGAGCAAACUUAUGGGGGCGACAAAACAGCUUCAAGAUGUUUUAACCACAAGAACAGAGGUUCGUUUCAAUAAGCAAUACUUUAAAUUUGAUCCAUUUGUAACUCCUAACUAUUUUUUCUCCUCACAGCAUAUUAAGGCUCAUGAGAAUAGGAAGCAAAUGUUUUCAAAGAAUGCAUUAAGGGAGAACCCUUUUCAGCAUAAUUCGAAAACUGUGACCGAACCACUCCCUUGGUCCAGUUCAUCAAAUGGAGCUGCGAGUCCACAACCAUCAGCAUUGGCUGCAAAUGGAGUGCAAGUUGGCAACCAACUGAGACGAAGGUUAGCUGUUGAUAACACUCCAUCCCAGCAGAUGGAAAUGUCCAUGUUACAGCAGGUAGUUCCACGGCAGGAAAAUUACACACAAAGUCGGGCAGUUGCUCUUCACAAUGUGGAAUCAACUAUUUCGGAACUCAGUGGGAUCUUUACACAUUUGGCUACAAUGGUUGCACAGCAAGGGGAACUCGCAAUCAGAUGCAAAGAUUCCCCACGCCAGCCCGAUUAUUUUGCUUCCUAAGCCCAAGUUGAUCCAGGAUUGCAUGGCAUGGUGGGCCGGACUGAAAACUUGGUAAAACAUAGCGGGGCACCACUUCAUGACAUAUAUUCUAGAGGGAAGGACUGCGACCAUGUUGGUGUAGCAGUUUUCACAUAUGAUAUCGGUCCUUGAGAUAUAUCCAUUAACAGUAAUUUUUAAAUGUUUCAGGUAUAUAUGAAUCAAACUUUUUUGAGGCGAGGCGAUCUAAUCCGAUAAAAAAUUAAUUUCUAUUUUUUUUCCCCACAAUUUCAGAUAGUGGGGUGGUGUGACAGGAUUGCUUCUGUGCCUUGUGUACGGGAAAGAAAUUUCUUGGACGAACCUGAGUACUUUUGUUUCCCACCCAAUACAAAGUUGUUGGGCGACAUCUUGUUGUGUUCUCCAUUUGUGGCUUAGGGAUUGACAUUACUUUCUGUGGCCUAGUGAUAUUUGAGUUGUGUUUUCAUCGUCUGGGCACGUGUGCAUAGGAUCUGGCUAGCUACGGACCCUAAAGCUAGUGAGCCCAAAUAAUAAUAAUAAUAAUAAUAAUAAUUCCAUUC
This is a messenger RNA of Juglans microcarpa x Juglans regia, 1710 nucleotides long. Its product is annotated as syntaxin-31. Gene Ontology annotation, molecular function: SNARE binding; SNAP receptor activity. The transcript has 6 exons. Gene Ontology annotation, biological process: endoplasmic reticulum to Golgi vesicle-mediated transport; vesicle fusion; intracellular protein transport. The record is from RefSeq and is a predicted model, not a curated record. Gene Ontology annotation, cellular component: endomembrane system; SNARE complex; Golgi membrane. The coding region runs from base 191 to 1156 and encodes 321 amino acids. NCBI's taxonomy places the organism in Eukaryota, Viridiplantae, Streptophyta, Magnoliopsida, Fagales, Juglandaceae.